UUGCAUGCAUGCAUGGUAUUCUCGGUAUCGUUGAUUGCCAUCUAUUGGCUUGAAUGGUUGAAAUUCGAACUUGUUUUGAUUCUAUAUUCCACAUGAUGAUGAUGUGGUGGUAAAUUAUGGAUUUCAAUAAAUUCAAUUUAUCAUCGAUUGAAUGGAAAAAUUUUCAAUCAAUUUAUAAUAAUAAAAAUAAUCGUCUACCAUUAAUUGGUUCAAUUUGUUAUUGUACAUAUAAUCUACAUAUGUCAUUGAAUGGCGGUUUAUCAAGCCUAAUACCAUCGAUUGGUAAUCGAUCAUUGAAUCUUUUAUUACUUACAUCACACAUUGGAAUCGGUUAUUAUAUAAAUCGUCAAAAACAUAUUCAACAAUGUCAUGAUCACAUUAUCAUUUCAAUUUAUGGAUCAUUGAUGUUUAAUUUAAGUUCAUUUUUAUUUACAGCCAUAAUGAAAAAUUUCAUACCACAAUCACAAUUGUUUAGAAGCAUAUUUGCCAUGUUCAUAGCAAUGAUGAACAUUUAUAUGGGUAGAAAGAUUUUAAAAUUAUCACUUGAAUGA
This is a messenger RNA of Dermatophagoides farinae (American house dust mite), 551 nucleotides long. RefSeq lists its product as uncharacterized. The record is from RefSeq and is a predicted model, not a curated record. Lineage: Eukaryota; Metazoa; Arthropoda; Arachnida; Sarcoptiformes; Pyroglyphidae.